Echinostoma caproni is the source of this 438-nucleotide messenger RNA. NCBI's taxonomy places the organism in Eukaryota, Metazoa, Platyhelminthes, Trematoda, Plagiorchiida, Echinostomatidae. The record is from the annotation of a GenBank genome assembly.
AUGACUAAAUUGGGACAUUUCUUCUCCAAUCUACGUGCCCGAUAUGGGAAGCGAAAUGCUACUAAAACAACUGCAGACCCGAAGGAUAACAACCCACAAAAUGUGAACCUACUUCCAACUGGGGAGCAAUUGUGUGAUCCAGAUACACCUGUGAAACCCGUUGAAGUGACGAAUCAAUGCGGGGAAGGAAAUAAUAUUGAGCCUUUGACUGAUGCUCAAGGUGAACAAGUUGUUGGGUUGGAGUCUGAAAUCACUGGCGGUUCAGUUACGGAGGAACAACCGGAGGUAGACAAAGUGAAACCGAACGAACAACCAGAGGAAUGUGAACCAACAAUGAUGAUACCUCCACGAGAAUUUGAGAGUCAGUCUGUGACCGAUGAAGAACCAGUGAAAAAAUGCGGUGAAAACAAUUUCGUAGCUGAUGCUCUGUCAAACUAA